This is a messenger RNA of Gossypium raimondii (Peruvian cotton), 1350 nucleotides long. RefSeq names its product probable protein phosphatase 2C 35. Lineage: Eukaryota; Viridiplantae; Streptophyta; Magnoliopsida; Malvales; Malvaceae. Gene Ontology annotation, biological process: protein dephosphorylation. Gene Ontology annotation, cellular component: nucleus; cytosol. Gene Ontology annotation, molecular function: protein serine/threonine phosphatase activity; cation binding. The record is from RefSeq and is a predicted model, not a curated record.
AUGGGCUGUGUUAAUGGAAAGUGUUGUAGUAGAUAUCCAUCAUCACCAGAUGGUGGUUCAGAUCACUGUGGAGAAUUGAGACCUUAUAAAAGCAAACACAUUCUUACACAACGGUCAUUGGAGAUAGUUCAUGUUUCAUCUCACAAGUUUACUCUGCAGUAUUCAAUCUUAACACAACUUGGUUAUUACCAGGACACAGUUGAAAGGGAAAACCAAGAUAGUUUCUGUAUCAAAACACAAAUUCAAUGUAACCCAAAUGUUCAUGUCUUUGGUGUAUUUGAUGGACAUGGUCAAUACGGUGCUCAAUGUUCAAACUUUUUCAAUGAUAGACUUGUAGAAAUAUUAUCCAGUGACUCCACUUUGUUGGAUGAUCCUUUAAAAGCUUAUACUUCAGCAUUUCUAGCUAUAAAUUCUGAGUUACAUGAUAGUGAGAUUGAUGACACUAUGAGUGGUACCACAGCAAUAACUGUCCUUGUUGUUGGGGAUACUCUUUAUGUUGCUAAUGAUGGUGAUUCAAGAGCUGUGAUUGCUGUUAAGAAUGGGGAUCAAAUAUUGGCUGAGGAUUUAUCUGUGGAUCAAACGUCAUUUAGGAAAGAUGAAUAUGAAAGGGUGAAGCUUUGUGGGGCCAAGGUUUUGAGUAUUGACCAAGUUGAAGGCUUUAAAGACCCAAAUAUUCAAAAUUGGGGUGAAGAGGAAAAUGAAGGUAGUGAUCCUCCAAGGUUGUGGAUUCCAAAUGGAAUGUAUCCCGGGACUGCAUUUACAAGAAGUGUAGGAGAUAGUACAGCAGAAAAGAUAGGUGUGAUUGCUGAUCCUGAGAUUUCUGUAGUUAAACUUACACCAAAUCAUCUAUUUUUUGUUGUUGCAAGUGAUGGAGUUUUUGAGUUUCUACCUAGCCGAACUGUUGUCAACAUGGUCGCGGCAUACACAGAUCCCAAGGAUGCGUGUGCUGCAAUUGCUGGAGAAUCCUACACACUUUGGUUGGAGAAUGAAGAUCGGACUGAUGAUAUUAUAAUCAUCAUUAUACAGAUUAAGGCUCUUGGAUUCCUGUAGUCGGGUGGUGGUGCCACAGAUAGCAGAGUAGAUUGUAGGCCAAUGGUUAUGAGGUCAUUCAAGAGAAGUCUUGAUGCAUUCAGUUUGUCCGAGUCAGAAACCUAUUUUUCUGUAAGAAGUGAUUUCUCGGAUAUAUAUAUCAUUCCUGCCAACAUAGUUUUUCUACGAAGUGCUGCUAUUGUUGUUCCAUCAUUGACACAUCAAAGGCCUUUGCAAUUGGUUGGUCACGCAUUUGGGAUGAUGUGGGUUAAGCCUAAAGGAAGCAAAGAGAAGUUGUUUUUUCACAUACAAGAUUCUUGA